This is a messenger RNA of Mercurialis annua (annual mercury), 417 nucleotides long. RefSeq lists its product as uncharacterized. The coding region runs from base 1 to 417 and encodes 138 amino acids. Lineage: Eukaryota; Viridiplantae; Streptophyta; Magnoliopsida; Malpighiales; Euphorbiaceae. The record is from RefSeq and is a predicted model, not a curated record. The transcript is spliced from 3 exons.
AUGAAAUUUCUUUAUAAGAAUGUCUGUGUUUUGGCCGUUGGGUGUGAGAUUAGUUCAAGUCAAAUUGCGACCAACACCGUUAGUGAAAAUCGAAGCGCCUUUGUGAAGGGCAAGAACAUUUUGGAUAACAUCCUUUUGGCUCAUGAGCUAACACAUCAUUUGAAGACUCAGAGAGGCGGCACUACCUUCAAGCUUGCCUUGAAGCUCGACAUGAGGAAAACCUAUGAAAGGAUAAAGUGGAUUUUCCUUAAGCGUGUCUUACGGAAAUUGGUUUUUCACCAUGUAAGGAUUAAGUGGAUCAUGAGAUCAUCAAGAUCGUCGAGUGGUAGAUCUUCUCCAAUUGUAUUGCCAAGGAUUUUAAAAGUUCACAGUGUUGGUGGACAAGAUAGAUAUCUUGGUUUAUCUGCUUUAUUAUAA